UCAAAUAGCUAUUUUAUUUCCCAAUGUAUCUGACAUCAUUUAAUAUUAUUUCCCAUUACAAUUUCCACGUUUGGUUUGCGCCACAUGUGGUUCAAGGCGAAAACAUUUGACGUUGCAAAGACCGCGCAUCAGGGGGAACACCCGUGCAGGGAGCACCUUACCUGCCCGCAAAGGUGCGGCCGCCGGAGCUGAAAAGUGAAAUGGGUUGUUGAGGCUUUCCAUAGGUAAGUUUUGAAUUCGGUACACUAAGUAUAAAUUCUGACACUAAUGCAGACCAUGGCAGUACAACACAGUAGAACACAACCUGAGAUAUUGAUACAGCCGUGCGCAGUUGUGUCGUUUGAAUUUUUAGCAAAGCUUCCAUAAGAACAUCAGAAUGAAGGCAAUCUUAAGUGUGUGUACUUUUUUGGUGCUUAUUCUGCAUCUGACCCAAGGCUGUCCUUGGACGCAGCAUAAAUUUCAGCAGUAUAGCAGGACAUGUCUGACUUUGCUGGAAGAGAUGGGUGAAAAGAUAGUUGAUGACAGCGUAGGAGUCCAUUUUCCUGAGGAGUUGUACAAACUUGCAAGGAAGUCACAGCCCCAAAGGCUCACCUGGUUCAUAUCCCAGGUCCUGGAUGAGGUGUCCCAGCUCCUGGAGGAGGAUCUGGUCACGGUGGCCUGGGACGAGAAGAAGAUGAAGGACUUCAUGAGCACCCUGAACACACAACUGGAGGGCACUGAGUCAUGUGUCGUGUCUAAGAUGAAGAAGAGCAAGAGACUGAACCUGUACUUCAAGAAGCUGAGAAAUGAAACACUGGGGAAAAUGGAGGACGAGGCCCAGGCUUGGGAGCUGAUCAGGAAGGAGGUGCACAAGCAUCUGAAGUGGGUCGACCUUUUGGCCAGCACACGCCUGUAGUCUAAACACCCAGGCUUACCACAGCGGUGGGAAACCAUACUGAAGACGCGUUAGGACUAAUAAUAUAUUCAGAGCUUUUUAGCCUAAAAUGAUUCUGCAAUAAAUUGUAAGAGCUUUUGCUUUUACAUAUGAGAUGGUCAAGUUUACAUUCAUCAGGUGUUAAAAAAUAUUUAUUUUUGACGAACAAAGUUUAACUUAUUUUUUUUAAAUUCAGUUUUUAAUAUCAGACUAAUGAUGCUCUGUGAAAUGUGUUAUUUAUUUUAUAAUAAUGUUACAUUUAUUUAUUUGUUAUAUUGUGAUUUUAUUUAUUAAUGCAUAUAUUUAUUGUACACUGUAACAGCACACAUUGAU
This is a messenger RNA of Clupea harengus (Atlantic herring), 1246 nucleotides long. It is a transcript of the gene ifnphi4, whose product is annotated as interferon a3-like. The record is from RefSeq and is a predicted model, not a curated record. The transcript is spliced from 5 exons. Gene Ontology annotation, biological process: response to exogenous dsRNA; defense response. Gene Ontology annotation, molecular function: cytokine receptor binding. Gene Ontology annotation, cellular component: extracellular region. Lineage: Eukaryota; Metazoa; Chordata; Actinopteri; Clupeiformes; Clupeidae. Bases 377 to 895 code for a protein of 172 amino acids.